Molecule: messenger RNA, 697 nt
Organism: Engraulis encrasicolus (European anchovy)
Lineage: Eukaryota; Metazoa; Chordata; Actinopteri; Clupeiformes; Engraulidae
Gene: tmem179bb
Product: transmembrane protein 179Bb
Exons: 5
Coding region: 29-697 (222 amino acids)
Source: RefSeq, a predicted model, not a curated record
UCUUCGAGUCGGUUGAGAGAGAGGAGAGAUGGUCAUGAUGGCUCUCCCGUGGCUACUGGUGCUGGAGCUGGUCCUGUAUGCAGGCUGCUUUAUCAGCGGGAUCAUCGCCGCGGCCUCGCUCACCGUCACUCAGGGUAACUUUGCAGGCCGCUGCAUCCUCUAUGGCAGCGUGCACAUCAACGCCACUGGUCAGUCGCUGACCAUCGAGAGCUCCAGCUCGCCCUCGCUGUGCUACUUCGUGUCAGCCAUCUCCAUCUUCGUGGCCAUCUACUGCUUCUCCCUCAUCCUCUACUGGGUCUACGUCAGCUGCGUAGAUGGAGACGCCAAGAGGGAGAGGACGGGUCAUAAUGCGAUGCUGAUGGUGUGUGGGAUAGUGGUGUUCUUCCUGCUGGUAUCGGGGUGCGUGCUGCGUGUCGGCCGGGAGCACCUGUGUCUACACAUCCUGCAGACAGUGCCCUCUCUCACCAGUUGUGAGGAGGCUCAGAAUAAGACCUGGUCAAGCCCCUACAAUGGCAGUCAGUUCUCCUCAGGACUCCAUCGAGCAGAGAGGUCCGUGUGGGUGAACUUCUUCUUCUGGAUAUUGAUCGUUGCCGUGGUAGCGGUGCAGCGUCGUCAUGACGGCGGUUUCAUCAGGGGGCAGGCCUGGAGCCCGGACGAGACCGAGCCCUUCUUCCACCGCCCGGCGCGGAUCAUGUAA